CAAGCGUUAUUCGGAGGGACGUUUCCACUGAGCUGCUGGAAACCCUCACCGAUAAAUAAAUAAAUAAACAAAUAAAUAAAAUAAAGUAAAAAAUAUAAAUAAAUGUUUGAGAUAUCAUUUUCACAAGUUUCAGACAGUGUUUAUUCCUUUUCUAACGUCAAAUGUCCCAUGUUUAGAUGUAGCAAUAACCGUGUGUCCAUGCAAUGAGGGCCUCUCUGUCAGCCUUCACCCUACCAGAGCCAGACGGAGGCGCUCUAAGGAAAGCGUGACUUGGCCGUGGCGUACUUACAUUGCUAAGCUUUACGCUAUUUUAGAUUCACAUCGCUGGAAUAAAUUUAUCUGUGUGCGUUGGGGUGGGCGGGCUGGAGUAAGUGACGCGGGCGGGGAAUGUUGGGGGUUGGGAGGGGCAAGGGCGCGCUGCUGCUUACUUAGUAUCAGACGGGCACAGGCUGGUGUGGUCACGCGGAGCCUCCACAACACGCCUAGUCAGGUUUAAACAUUCACCUCAUAAGCCAUUAUAACAAGUCAAGAAUAUCUAAAAGUACUCACUGCAGGAACACAUUAUCAUAGUCAUUAUUCGAUUGUUUAGGCCUCUCCCCGCAAGAAGAUGGAGAACGCUACUGGAAGUCUCUCCGCUGACACGGAAUAUCAUAAUUUCCCCGAAGUACAAGAAGAAAUCGACGUCUUGAUCGUGUCCUGCUGCAAUGAAGACAACGACGUUUCCUGCAAGUUCUACAGAGUCUUCUUGCCGGUGCUGAUCGCCUUCACUGUGGUGACGAGCGUGGUGAGCUGCGUUGUGACCUGCUGUGCCCCCUGGGUCAAGCGACCCAUGUCAGCCUCGGUCCGGCUUUCCCUCUCCUUGUCCGCCGCCAACACUUUGUUCGCCGUCACCUGGACCUUGUACCUGGUGGUGAACAUGUACCUGAAGAAGAUGCAGUGUGUACCGGUGCCCGGCUGCCUCAUGCUGGCUGUGGAGGUGCUGCGGCUGGGCAGCAUCCUGGUACAAGUGCUGCACUUGCUGGCUGUGGCGCUGAGUCACUACUUGGGCUCGCUGCGGCCCCUGCACUACUCCACCACCGCCACGCCCGCCGCCCUCAGGCUCAUCCUGGCUGCGGUGUGGAUGGUGCCGCUUACGGGAGUGGCGGUGGUGUUCGCCAGCGUACCUGGCCAGGGUUUCCGCUCCCGAGAGAAUUGCACCAACAACACCUUCUACCACCAGGAAGUGACGUUUCGUUUGGUGUGGUCGUGCAUUUUCUUCGGCCCUACAGUAGUGAUCGUGCUGGUGUACUGCCACAUCUUCUACCUGUUACGACAGCGUUCCAUCUACCUACAGGACACCCCCAUGGCAGCGAUACAGCACUUUAACGUUAAGAUGGUCCGCCUGUCCGCCAUGUUCGUGGUGACCUUCGUGCUGGGUUGGGGUCCUGCCGUGGCCAAGUUCGUCCUGGUGUGUGAGAACUGCCUCAUCUCUGACCUCGAUCUCCAGACCAGCAUGUAUCUCGGGGCUGCCUUCAACACGCUCUUCACGCUCAAGGUGUUCACGGAUACGUUCAUCUAUGCGGUACGACUGCCUGCUGUGCGUAAGGCCUUGUGGGACAUGUGGAAGGCGGUGAAGAACUGCGGCCGAUCCUCCAGACUGGGCAGGACGCACUACCGCCACAAACAACUCCGUCGGGCCUCCACCUCCCAGCGAACUGUCUCCUUCGGCCUCUCCUACACGUCCUCCAGCCUCCAGCGGCUGCUGGAGGGCGUGAGAGUGUCGAUCCAGGGCCGCGUCAGAUCCAAAGGAGGACGAGACAGCCGCGGCGGGACUCGGGCACAAGUGAACGCCGAGACAGAGGUCUUGCCAGCUGCACACACACAACCCACAUCCGAGGAUGGCACAGGGGACGCCGUUCCCUUCGCCAGAAAGUCAUAAGGACGUCUUGCCUGACGACUCAUCAACCUCAAGACAGGAGUUAGGAGUUAGGAGUGGUGUCCUAACUUGUGAGCACCCAACACUCGGAUAAUAAAUACGUAUACAUUGCGAGCUCAACAAGUAUGUAACUCAGUUCAGUGCUUUGUUAAUGAACCACAGCCGCCUGCACGUUCCCCUACUCACAUUGGCGAGGAAGCUGCUUGCAGGCUCGUGCAUGUUAGUGACGAAAUGAACGGUAGUGAUGCAUCUCGCUAAUGGACAAAGGAUUAAGUUCGUGCUCUCUCCGUGUGACGCAACCCUCCAGAACCGACACCCGAAUCCAGAAAUCAAAGGUUGAAAUAAAAGGGAGCCAGUUAGCAAUACCCUCUCUCCAGCAAGGAGCGCCUUAAAGAACACCGCCUCAUGAGGCUCAUUAGGAUCAUUUAUUACCUAUGAUUCCCUUGAUUUUUAUACGUCCUCGGAUACCAUGAUCACUAAUUAUUUCUUAUAAGGAAGACCUAGCGAUCAAAGCACAUGGAUUCUGAACACGGGUAUUCCAUAGAUUUGUAUAUUAAUAGUUUUAUGCGGUGGUAGUUGGUGAAUUUGUGCCGUAGAAGUUUUCAAGGUUCCAAGACAUUUCUCAAAUUUUGGAUGAUCCUUUUUGACUACUUUAUUGGAACUGGAACCUUCAACAGUUUUUUUUUUUUUAUUCUUGUACAUAAAAAUGUGUAUGUAAUGACCAGAGUUAAAAAAAAAAAAAAAAAAAAACAGCCAGCAGCCAGCAUUUUUAUAGAACAAACUGUGAAACUAAAAGACUUCUAAUCUGAUGGAGUUGCACCGUUCACUGUUGGUUCUAAUCGCUGUGGUCACCGUGAGUACAACGUAGGGUCUUCUUUCAGGGAGUAGUGCCGAAAGAUUGCUUUUACUGUGGACGUGUUACUCAUGGACUUAUUGUAAGAGUUUAGAAUUUGGGUAUUUCUUAGAUGUUUAUCUUACAUAGUAAAGGAGUAGCGUUGAGUAGAAGAUUGGAUUCUUAGAGAUAAUUUACUGUCUUACUGACGUGUGGAGCUCCUAUUUGAAAUUGUUAAAUGUUGUAUGUCUCGUAAGAGUCCAAGACUGAAUUACUUCAUGCGUCGUAUUAUCUCGCACACACUCAGGUGUCACCAUGGCAUUAGUAUCUUGUUUUUACUUUUGUUCUGUUUAGUUAGUUUUAUAUUAACUGAUUAUUUUAAUUAUAUCUUUCUUGAGUCUUUUAGUUAUAUCAUUAUUGACUGAUUUUCUUGUGAGUGGGUUAAGUUCUUGAACUUUAUUUUUGCGACUGAUUUCAUUAGCGGUCUUUAUUCGUAUACAUGUUUACUGUUACACUUUAUGUGACUGAUGUGUCUCUAAUCUGCAAACCAGUGUAGUAGGUCUUGGAGUUGGACUAUCCUGCGAUAGUAAUGAAGUAGUGAAACUUGUGUUUUACUAGUAUAUUAUUAACUACAUUAUUAAAAAAUACAGC
Molecule: messenger RNA, 3398 nt
Organism: Scylla paramamosain (green mud crab)
Lineage: Eukaryota; Metazoa; Arthropoda; Malacostraca; Decapoda; Portunidae
Product: trace amine-associated receptor 4-like
Exons: 8
Coding region: 608-1918 (436 amino acids)
Biological process (GO): G protein-coupled receptor signaling pathway
Cellular component (GO): plasma membrane
Molecular function (GO): G protein-coupled receptor activity
Source: RefSeq, a predicted model, not a curated record